AUGUCUUUCCUGACUUCGGCAUGGGCAUUAAACUUUGUAAUAUUUUGCAGUACUAUAUUUUUUAUUCUAUACAAAUAUUUUACUAGAAAAUUUGAUUACUGGAAGAAACGAGGAGUACAUCACACAAAACCAAUUCCAUUUUUUGGCAACGUUUAUGACAUUGUUACUUUUAAACGAAACUUAUCUGAACAGAUAAAAAAGCUUUACGAUGAAACUGACGAACCGUAUUUUGGAAUUUUUGUUUUUGACAAACCAAUCUUGGUCAUAAAGUCUCCCAAAUUAAUAAAAGACAUAUUGAUUAAAGAUUUUAAUAAGUUUUGUGACAGAAGUAUUGCAGAUGGUAGCCAUGAUAAAACUAUAGGCAACUUUGUAUUUUUGCAAAAAAACCCAAACUGGAAGCUUACGAGGACUAAGUUGACUUCAUUUUUUACUUCUUCAAUGACAAAAACAUUUUUUUCAAAUAUUGAAUUAAUCAAUGAGAAGUUUAUUGAACAUUUAGAAAAUAUUUCUGAUCCCGUUGAUGCUAAAUAUAUAGCGGGCCAUUUUACCACUGAAAUGAUAGCCCGAUGUUUUUUUGCUACUGAUCCUCGUUGUUUUGAAUCAGACAUGUCAAAGUUUAGAUACUGUGUUCAUCGAAUAUUCCAAUUUAGUGUGAGAAACGGAUUUAUACAAACCUUCUAUUUUUUAAAACCAAGUAUAAUAAAAUUAUUCAAAUUGAACUUCCUUGAAAAUUCGGUCAUAAAAUACUUUCAUGAAACAUUUUUGGAAGCCAUGGAAUGUAGAAAGGAAUUUGAUGGCAAACCUGUCAAUGCGGUUGAUGUAGUGAACCAGUUGCAAAAAAAGCACAAUGGAGAUUUUCCUGAUCAGUAUUUGUUCAUAUCGAAUGCCAUGUUUUUACUAGUAGCUGGAUAUGAAACAACUAGUUCUACAAUCGGUUAUGCUUUAUAUGAAUUAGCAGUUAAUCCAGAUAUACAGGAAAAAUUAAGAAAUUCAAUUAAAGAAAAUUACAAAAUUUACGAAGGUUUUACAUAUGAAGGAAUACAAAAAAAUAAAUAUUUGGAUAUGGUAAUUAAUGAAACUUUAAGAAAAUAUGGCCUUAUACCAGUUCUUGAUAGGGAGGCUCUCACCGAUUACCGUCUUGAAGGUACAGAUCUUGUCAUUGAAAAGGGAAUGGCAGUGUACAUUCCUUACUUUGCUAUGUUUAGGGAUCCCAAAUAUUUCCCCAAUCCUCUAAAGUUUAAUCCGGAAAGAUUUGCUAAUAACAAUUUCAAUGCAGAUGGUUUUACCUUUUUUCCAUUCGGAGAGGGACCAAGAGCCUGUAUAGGUAAGCGCCUUGGACUUCUAGCUAUUGCUGCAUGUUUAUCACAUGUCUUAUUAAAAUUUAAUAUUGAAAAAUGCGAAGAUACUCCUGAUGCAAUUGAAUUUGAACCCAAAUCCUUGGCUCUGCAGUCAAAAGAUGGACUAAAAAUAAAACUAGUAUCUAUAUAG
This is a messenger RNA of Diabrotica balteata, 1488 nucleotides long. Lineage: Eukaryota; Metazoa; Arthropoda; Insecta; Coleoptera; Chrysomelidae. The record is from the annotation of a GenBank genome assembly.